Messenger RNA from Rotaria sp. Silwood2, 975 nucleotides. The record is from the annotation of a GenBank genome assembly. Lineage: Eukaryota; Metazoa; Rotifera; Eurotatoria; Philodinida; Philodinidae.
AUGACAUUAUUUGUUCAAAACUCAUCAUCAAAUAUAAUUAAAAAUGAAAAUAAUAAUAAAACUAAAAAAAAAUCAUCAAAUAAAUUUAAAAUUGAUAUAUUUGAUAAAUUUCAAUAUUGUCAACAAUUAUUAAAAUUUCAAUCAAAAAAACAAAUAAUUAAACAUUGGCAACCAAAAUUAACAUCUGAAGAAAAAAUUCUUUUCGAUAAAGAAGAACUUCUAUCUGCAUAUCAACAUAUUAUUGCUAAUACAUGUGGACAACAUCGUAAUCGACAGCAAAUUAAAAUUUUAUUAAAUCGUUCAUCAAUUAAAGAAUCUCUUCUACCUAUACAUCGAUAUUGUCGUAAAGGAUUUUAUCCAGGAACAACAAUUCAACGUCAACAAAUCAAUGAUGAUCAAGUUCUAUGGACUAUGGAUUUACCAAAUUAUAAUCCAUCUUAUUAUACACAUUCAUCAUUAAUUAAUGAUACGAAUGAAAUAGAUUCAGAAAUAAUUUCAAAAAAUUUUAUGUGGAAUACUUUCGAUACAAAUUAUAAUGUUGAUCGACGUACAGCAAAUCCUGUUGGUUAUUAUCCAAUUGAUAAAAAAGGUUAUCCAUUAAAUCCUCUUGGUCGUACAGGUUUAUGUGGACGAGGAGAAUUAAAACGUUGGGCUGUUAAUUAUCAAACUCAUCUUGUUAUUAUGUGUGGUACUAAUGAAAUAAAAUCGGGACAAGAAAUAUUUAAAUAUAUUAUGGAAAAACCGAGAUAUGAUGAUUAUUAUCGUAUACCAUCUACAUCAACAACUGGAACAAAUAUGAAUGCAAUUAAAAAAACACUUCAAACAUUUCUUUCUAAUAUUGAUCGAACAUGGAAUGAUUUCGAUAAAAAUAAUGAAACAAAAAUUGAUGAUAUUAUUGAACAUUUAACAUUUGUUAGUACUGCUUAUAUCGGUACGAUACAUUUCGAAAUUGAUUUCUACUUAGAACAUAAAUAG